Molecule: messenger RNA, 1494 nt
Organism: Aspergillus alliaceus
Lineage: Eukaryota; Fungi; Ascomycota; Eurotiomycetes; Eurotiales; Aspergillaceae
Product: B-type cyclin nimE
Exons: 4
Coding region: 1-1494 (497 amino acids)
Biological process (GO): regulation of cyclin-dependent protein serine/threonine kinase activity; G2/M transition of mitotic cell cycle
Cellular component (GO): cyclin-dependent protein kinase holoenzyme complex; cytoplasm; centrosome
Molecular function (GO): cyclin-dependent protein serine/threonine kinase regulator activity
Source: RefSeq, a predicted model, not a curated record
AUGCCUACGCAGGCUCGCAGCCUCCGUACACGGGGCACUAUGAACGAGAACGAUGAGAACAGACCCUCGACGCGUCUCACCCGGGCUAAGGCUGCUGCUUUAUCCGCUGGAGACUCCACCGCCGCGGCGAAGAAGCCCCUUGAGUCCAAGAAGGCUGCUACCUCCACAGCGACGACUGGUACUACAAGGAGACGCGCAGCAUUGGGCGACGUGAGCAAUGUUAACAAGGGCGAAAACGGUGGGGCGAAGGAGGGAAAGAAGCCAGCCGCAGCAAAGGUCGGUUUGACAUCGAAAGCUACAAUGCAGGCUGGCGGUGUGGCGAAGCUUACCCGGACCAACUCGUCGCGUACCACUGGUGGUGCCCUAGCACCCAAGACUACCAACCCGAAGAAGCCCAGUGAGGACAAGGAUAAACGUUCAGGAUCGGGGUCUAUCAAGGACAGUGCGCAGAAACGCCAAAAGCCGAUACAGGACAACGUGUUGAUUGAGGAGCCUCCCCGCAAGAAGGUCGAGGUGGAAAAGAAGACUACCGAAAAGAAGUCUGCCGUUGAAAAGGCUUCUGUUAGCAAAGAAAAUGCUGCAGCUCCUACCGCGUCAAAGACCCUUCAGAAGCCCUCUGAAGACCUUGUGGAAGAUUUAGAUACUGAAGACUUAGAUGACCCCUUGAUGGUGGCCGAAUAUGUGGUGGAGAUUUUCGAAUACAUGAAGGACCUUGAAUUAGAGACACUGCCCAACCCGCAUUAUAUCGACCAUCAACCUGAUCUGGAAUGGAAGAUGCGCGGUAUCCUUGUUGACUGGCUCAUCGAGGUUCACACUCGUUUCCGCCUUCUGCCCGAAACCCUCUUCCUCGCUGUCAACAUUAUCGAUCGUUUCCUCUCGGCUGAGGUGGUAGCUUUGGAUCGGCUUCAGCUUGUUGGAGUUGCCGCCAUGUUUAUUGCGUCCAAGUAUGAGGAAGUCCUCUCGCCACAUGUGGCUAACUUCAGUCACGUCGCCGACGAGACUUUCUCUGACAAGGAGAUCUUGGACGCCGAGCGCCAUAUUCUGGCGACUCUUGAGUACAACAUGAGCUAUCCCAACCCCAUGAACUUCUUGCGUCGUAUCUCGAAAGCGGACAACUACGAUAUUCAAACCCGUACCCUUGGAAAGUACCUCAUGGAGAUCAGCCUACUGGACCACAGAUUCAUGGCCUACCGUCAAAGUCACGUGGGGGCUGCCGCCAUGUAUCUGGCCCGACUAAUCUUGGAGCGUGGACCUUGGGAUGCCACCCUUGCUUAUUAUGCUGGGUAUGAUGAGAAGGAAAUCGACCCUGUCUUCCGUCUCAUGAUUGACUACCUCCACCGUCCAGUCUGCCACGAAGCGUUCUUCAAGAAAUAUGCCAGCAAGAAGUUCCUCAAGGCGUCCAUCUUGACCCGCCAAUGGGCAAAGAAAUAUCACCACCAGUACAUCGAUAGCUCCCUGUCAGAACCGUACAAUUAUAUCAAAGAUAACGAAUAA